CCUUAGAUAAGUGUUCCAACUGUCCCACUUCCUCCCCUCUCAUGUCACGGGCCCUGGGACAUGCAGAACUGUGCCAUAUCUGCCAGCCGUCGUCUGAACAGAGAUGUCAUCGGACAAACAUUGUGGUCUACAUCCAGAGCAUCCCUUGAGUUAUCCAUACUAUAAAUAGUAACACAAACGUCACGUUGAAAUUGAUUGGAUAUUGGCUCGACCUUUCUAUUUAAUAAACAUCCGGUAGCCGGGGUUAUGGAAUUCCCUCCUUGGUUGACAGCAUCGUUGUGCAAUCCACCCACAACAAUUUUAGUGAUGAAAUUAUUACAGCUCUUGAUAAAAGAUAUGCGCAAAUACUACUAGACAGCAGCAAGGUAGAUUAGGAUCAGCCCCUAUUAGGGGUCAAAUUAAAACAUUUCUAAAUAAAAUGACAACAGAAUCAGAGAUGGAGUUAAUCUCAGAAAUAAAAGAAGAGAAAUUUAUGAAAAAUUUCAUCAAAGGAGGAAAUGAUACCAAUCUACAAGAACAGAAGGAUGAGGUGUCGGCACUACAAUCAUUCUAUGAAGGCGGAGAUACAGAAAGACUGACUGUAUUAUCUGCCCCUGAUGACGAAGGUCAAGGUUUAUUCUUUUUACAGACACUGAUUUCAAUGCAAGAACAAGACAGUCCAAUUACCCUGGACAUUUUAGUUCCAGCAGAUGUCAGUGAAUCAGAGGAACCAGAAAAUGCAAGGGCAGUAACUCCUCCUCUUCCAGCUUGUGGUGUCAACUUCUCACGGUCAAAUUCAGGUCAGAAGUGGAUUGGAUCAUUAAAAAUAGACCACUUAUCUCCCCUUACACUUCAGAUAUCACUACCACCAUCUUACCCAUCCCAUGAUGCACCAGUAUUUACUCUCUCUUCUAAUUGGUUGAGUUCUGUUCAACUAUCUGCGUUGUGUCGGAAGUUGGACAGUCUGUGGGAAGAAAACAGCAACAUGAUUAUUUUGUUUACGUGGAUAGAUUGGCUUGAGAAUAAUAUUUUAAGUUUUCUGGGUAUAAAAGAUAGUAUAUUAAUGAUGCCAUUUGAUGAUGAUGAGAACCGCGAUCCAAGGGCAUUACCAGAAUCAGAUGAUUUUGGUCAUAAUAUUAUAUCUAUUUUACAAUUCAAUGAACGACAGAUCGAAUUUAACUUUUGCAGUAACGAUCAAGAUUGUGAUGUUUGUUUCGAUCGUUUGCCAGGAACCCAUUUUUUUCGGGUUGGUAAAUGUGGUCACCAUUAUUGUCGAGCCUGCAUGACUGAAUAUUGUGAAAUACAUGUUAAAGAAGGAACUGUAGAAGAAUUAAAGUGUCCAGAUCGUGAAUGUGAUAUAACUCUACCACCAUAUAUAAUACAAUCAGUGCUGCCAUCUGGUGCCUUUGAAAGAUGGGAGAGACUCAUGCUGCAGAAAACAUUAACUAGCAUGAGUGAUGUGGUCUGGUGUCCGAGAUGUAAUGAACCAGUUAUUAAGGAAAUAGAAGAUGAUUUAAAUCUAGCUCAUUGUAUCAACUGUUUUUAUUCAUUCUGUACGGAAUGCAAUGAAUCAUGGCACCAGUCAAAACCAUGUGAAACGGAUGAAGAUAAACUACAACAAUUAGAGAAGAAAGGUGGUGCCCAAAAUGCUGCAGCCCAAAAAAAAUUUGAAGAAUUACGAAAGAAAAUAAAAGACGAAAUAGAAAACCGUAAAAUACUGCAAUCUAGGACAAGAAAAUGUCCGAAAUGUAAAAUAUUAAUUGAAAAAAUUGCUGGGUGUAACAAGAUGACUUGUCGAUGUGGUCAGAGUUUUUGCUGGGCAUGUUGUGUUGCUAUAAAUGGAUACGACCAUUAUAAGACUUGUUCCUUAAUGGCACCUUUAAAUCCCGGCCCACUGGACAGAGGAACUAUACGAAUGCCAGCAGAGGGUGCAUUAUGGAUUGAGGUUAACCUGCAACUUAAUCCUGAUGCACGUAGUAAAUUGAUAGUCUGUCCCAUGUGUAAACAAAAUAACUUGAAAAAUGGUACCAAUAACCAUAUGAAAUGUUGGAAUUGUAAAACCAACUUUUGUUUUCUGUGUAAAACGAGAAUAACUGGGAUGAUUACAACUCAUUUUAAUAGUGCUUCACCCUGUAGACAACAUUCUUAGCAAACAGAGAGACAGAGACAGAGAGACAAACAGACAGAGACAGAGAGAUUUAACAUCCCAUUGACACAAACAAGGUCAUUUGGGGACUAAUAUAUGGUUCAAUUUUAUUUCAAUAAUUCGCUUGCAUGUAGGGGUAUAUAGCAGUGGGAGGAAACCGCAUGACCCUGAGAAAACCCACCAGGUUGGACAGGCGACGGGGGAAUUGAAACGACAGGGGAAUUGAAACCACGCCAUUCUAUGACAGACCUUAUGAUCUCUCGUCCACGUAUUAAAUCAUUUCGCCAUGUCUCCUCCACCCCCUCCCCCGCUGCAGAAGAGAAUUAGAAAUCUUUUUUUUUAAGUUAAUAAAAAUAAAUAAGGGCUAAAAUGUGUUCUACGGGUAAUAAGUAUUAAAAACAAAAAAAACUAGGUAAGAUAUACCAUCUUGACAUAGACAUUGACAAAUAAUUGUUGGGAAAUAAAUUUUACCUGGUGAAAUCACUAGACAAUAAACAUAUAUUUGGAGGAGAACUUUUUAUUUUUAGGUAGAAGACAUUAAUGUUAUUGUAAUACACAGUGUGUGUGUUCACCAUAAAUAAAAGAGUCACUUUAAAUUCGUAAACACAAAUAUGGGAACUUUAAAUGUAGUUAACCUUUCAACACCUGAUAUAUGUAAAUAUUUUAACUUUAAAUGUAGUUAACCCUUUAUAUUAACACCUGAUAUAUAUAUAUAUAUAUAUAUAUAUCCAUGACAUUAUUUAUGAAUAGUCCCAAGACAGAUGAAAAGUACUUUAAAAUGUUAAAAUGUUAUUAAACCAGUGUUGAUAUCAGUUUUUUUUGGCAUACCUUUUAUCUUUUCAUCAUUUACCGUGAAACUUCACAGUAAAUAUAUGUAUAUAUUUGAACUUUUAAGUGUAGUUUUAACCCUUCACCACCUGAUACAGGUAAAUAGUUGAACUUUAAAUGAUAUUAACCCUUCAACACCUGAUAUAGGUAAAUAUUUAAACUUUAACCCUUUACCACCUGGUGUAAAUAUUGACCAGACUAGGCUACCUCAGAUCCUUGAAAAAUGUCGAGACAAGUGAUUUUUUCUACAUUAAGUUUUGUAGUGCAUUUCCAAACUAUUGUUCCAUAGAACUGUUUUUUUUUUAUAUUAGAUUAUUUUUUUAAUAGUGCCAUAGGUUACCCCCCCCCCCCCCCCAGAUACAGUCACUUGAUUUGAUAUUUGUUUAUUUGGUGCAAUGUCUAUUUUCUGUCUUGUCCGCAAGUUUAUCUUGUAGAUUUUUGUUUUGUGUGUAGUGUGGUCCUCCUGCACUUACUAGUCUGAGAAUGCUUUGUGAACUCAGGGGCAAGACCUUAUAAAUGAUGUACCAGUGUUAGUGUAUUCCAUAGGGUAAGUGAAAUAAAAUGGGACAGUGUGCUAUGAAGGAAAUUUUGCUUCGGGCUACACUUACAUUGAAAUCCAACUGCCAAGGGUUCUUUUACGUGCGUGCUAGUGUGUUCAUGGGAACUUGGCUUUUUGUCCCAUCUGAAUGACUAUACGCUGCAUUUUGCUUAGCCCUCUGUCCUGCACCAAUGGCAGGGGAUACACGCCGAAAUGAACUUUCUUGGCCAAGACAGGGAUAGAAGACGGGAGCUCUAGGUUAGCAGCCAACGUCUUACCCACUGAGUCACCACGGGUCCAUAAUACACGGUACCAGAACUGAUUUUCUUCAUUUCUGUGUACAAGGUUCUACAACAUCAAUAGUAAUGCCAUAACAUUGACCUUCGAGGCCAUAUUAAAUUGAUAACAGUGGUUCCUAUCCUAUGACUUAUAUCAAUAAAUGUCAAAUAUAUUCAUAAGUAAAAGUCAAUUGUUUACUUCAUAGGUCAACAGUUUAUUGUAAAUUAUAAACAUUUUUAGCAAGUUAUAAACAUUUUUAGCAAGUUAUAAACACAUGACACUGUAUUAAUAAGUAUACUCAUAUUUAAACAUACAUUAUGCAAGAGCUAAAUCUGUCUAUUGAAGGCCUUUCUUUAGGACUUAAAUGUUAUAUAAACUAUUAAUUAGACAUUUGUGUAUUAACAUGACAAGAUCAUAAUCAACUCUCGAUGCCAUCGGAUAUCUGCGAUAUUAAGUAGAUUAAAAUGGUUCAGCCAUAUUUUGAUUUAAUUGAAAAAAGGGAGAACCGAGGCUUAGCUUCAAACAACCAGUAUAGUGGUUGCAAUUAAUGCACGCAUCUUGCCAAACCUUCAAAUGCGAACAUCUUGCUCGCAAUAAAGUAAUUUGAAUGAAAUUUUCAAUAUAUUCAAUUUGCAUUAUCUAUUUUUGAACUAUUAUUGCAAGAAUGGCCAGCUCUUUAUCUAAAUCAUAUUUAUUUCCUGGAAUCUACUGUUAUUUAAUCAUUCAAGAUAAUGUAUUUAUAAAUCUGACAAAAAAAGGUUGAUAAGCAUCUUGAACAAAACAUUUUUACAUAAGUCCAUGUACUUUGUAUGCUUCAUUUAGUAAAAUAACACAGCAUAUGGGAUAGAUUUAUCCUCUGGAAAAAUUUCAUUAUAUUUUAUACUGUGUAAUAAUGUCAUAUUAUGUUUUAUACCGUGUAAUAAUAUAAUAUUAUGUUUUAUACUGUGUUAUAAUAUAAUAUUAUCUUUUAUACUGUGUAAUAAUAUAAUAUUAAGUUUUAUAAUAUUAUAUUUUAUACUGUGUAAUAAUACAAUAUUAUCUUUUUAUGAUGCUGUGUAAUAAUUUCAUAUGUAAUAGCCCGUUCAGCUGCUUAAGUUGAACUGGUUUUAAAAACCCGGCGAUCGUUAAACCAGUUUAACUUAAGCGUCUGAACGCAAAUGUGGGACAAAUAAACCAGUUUAAAAACCCCUGCUCGGGACCUGUCUUCGAGAAGGCUUUUUAUUUUAAACUGGUUCAUCUUAGCCGUCUGAACGGGUUGGCUUAAAAAACCCAGCUCCAGCUUGCUUUGAGCAUGCGCAGUAUGCAGUAAGUUACAUUCCCAUGAAAAUAUCAGGGUCAGAUACAGUGCCAAUGUUAUCGAAAGCGUGCGAGAACCGAAUAAAGAAUAUGAAGCUACCCAUGCGUAGUUAACUCUAACCUCCGACCGAAGAGGUCAGAAUAGUUAAACUGGUUUGGCUUAUAAUACGUGUGAACGCAACACGACGCUGUCUUAAAAACCACAGCGAUUAUGAACUGGUUUAAGAAUAAGCGUCUGAACGGGCUAUAAGAAUGUCAUAUUGAUGUUUAUACAGUGUAAUUUCAUAGCAUGGUUUAUACUGUGUAAUGAUUUCAUGUACUAUUAUGUAUUAUACUGUGUAAUAAUGUUAUAUUACUGUGAUAACAUACUGUGAUAUAUACACUAUGUAGGUAGUAUUUAUAAAUGUUGUGUUUGUUAACAAAAUUGAAAUACAAAUGUUAUUAGCUAUUGAUUGUUAUCAAGAUAUAGAAUAAAAUUGUUGCAGUCUA
Patella vulgata (common limpet) is the source of this 5555-nucleotide messenger RNA. RefSeq names its product E3 ubiquitin-protein ligase RNF14. The coding region runs from base 419 to 2128 and encodes 569 amino acids. NCBI's taxonomy places the organism in Eukaryota, Metazoa, Mollusca, Gastropoda, Patellidae. Gene Ontology annotation, molecular function: zinc ion binding; ubiquitin conjugating enzyme binding; ubiquitin protein ligase activity. Gene Ontology annotation, cellular component: ubiquitin ligase complex; cytoplasm. The transcript is spliced from 12 exons. The record is from RefSeq and is a predicted model, not a curated record. Gene Ontology annotation, biological process: positive regulation of proteasomal ubiquitin-dependent protein catabolic process; protein polyubiquitination; ubiquitin-dependent protein catabolic process.